GAAAUAAAACGUGGCUUUUCAACCUAACAUUCAGCAAAAAUAAAACGACACUAACAAGAGGCGUUUAAGCCAUCAAAACUAAAGUUCAAAACGACAGCAUACUAAACGUUUCAUUAAACUAAGACCCAUAACGAUACUGUUUAAAAACUUCCUUCUUCCCUUCAACAAUCAGUUGACCUUGGCGCCUCAUACUUCUUCAUCUGAAAUCACUGAAUUCUCAGCACCCAGGUCGUUUUGAUUUGCAUCGUCAUCGAAGCUUUCCUCUUCCUUCAGCUUUAUUCUUUUGGUACAUUUUGAUUCAGAAGCUUUUGCCAAACGAAAAGCCUUGAGAAUCAAUUUUUCUGUCACUCCCCCUCCAUCUGAAUCUGUCUAGUUCUGAACUCUGAUCUAAGCAUGGCAGAUGCACUUGUUUCAGCAGUCUUGCAGCAGCUAACAGCUGUUGUUUAUCAAGAAAUUGAACAAGAGGUGACACUUGUUGUGGAUGUCAGGAAAGAAGCUCAGAAGCUCAAGAGCACUCUCCAAACUAUUCAAGCAGUGCUGAUAGAUGCUGAGAAAAGGCAAGUGAAGGAGGAAGCUGUCAAACUUUGGUUGGACAAGCUUAAAGGCACAUCUUAUGACAUGGACGAUUUGAUAGAUGAGUGGAACGCUUUUAUUCUCACAUCGCAAAUUGCAAAGAAGAAGGUAUGCUACUGUGUUCCCUCUCCAUGCUUCUCUUUCAGUAAAAUUGUUCUGCAUCGGGAUUUUGCUGUCAAGAUAAAAGAUCUAAAUAAAAGACUCCAAGUGAUUGGUAGAGAAAAAGAUACGUUCAGUUUUGAUUUGGUUAGGGGCAAUGAAGAAGUCGAGCGACCAAUCACUACCUCUUUUAUUGAUGUAUCGGAGAUUUGUGGUAGAGACCAAGAUAAGCAUACUAUACUUAAUAAGUUGCUGUCCGAGAAUAGUCAAGAACAAAGAGGCCCCCAUAUCAUCUCUGUGGUUGGAAUGGGAGGUAUUGGAAAAACAACUCUUGCCCAACUAGCCUACAAUGAUCAGAGGGUGAAAGCCUAUUUUGAUAAAAGAAUAUGGGUGUGUGUCUCAGAUCCUUUUGAUGAGAUUAGAAUUGCCAAAGCGAUUCUUGAAGCUUUAACCGAGGUUGCUCCCAAUGUUAUUGAAUUGGAGACUUUAUUGCAGAAAAUACAUCACUUAAUUGAGAGAAAGAAAUUUCUUCUUGUUUUGGACGAUGUGUGGACUGAAGAUUGCACAAAGUGGGAAUCAUUGAAACACUCUCUAAAGUGUGGAUCACCAGGAAGCAAAAUUUUGAUCACCACACGCAAGGAGAAUGUUGCAAAUAUCAUGGGUAGCACUACUCUGUUCCCGUUAGGCCAAUUGUCUGAGGAGGAAUGUUGGUUGUUGUUCAGUCAGGUCGCAUUUUUUGGAAGGACUAGCGAGGAGUGCAAGUGUUUGGAGGGCAUUGGUAGGAAGAUAGCAAACAAAUGCAAGGGUUUGCCGCUUGCUGCAAAGGUUCUUGGUGGACUCUUACGCUUCAAAAAAUCCAAAGAACAGUGGCAGAGUGUGUUGGACAGUGAACUAUGGGAACUUGAAGAAGCUGAAAAGGGUAUUUUCCCUCCCUUACUAUUGAGCUAUUAUGAUUUAUCGUCAACUUUGAAACAAUGCUUUUCAUAUUGUGCCAUCUUUUUAAAAGAUUCUGUGAUAGAGAAAGAUAAGUUGAUCAAAUUGUGGAUGGCGCAAGGUUUCUUUAAGGGAACGAAAAAUAAACAGGUGGAGACCAUCGGCCAGGAAUGCUUUGAUGACUUGGCUAUGCGCUCCUUCUUUCAGGAUUUUCAAAAAAAUGAAAAUAACAGUCGCAUACUGAAAUGCAAAAUGCAUGAUAUAGUGCAUGAUUUUGCAAGAUUUUUGACAAAAAAUGAGUGUUCUAUGCUGGAAGUGAAAGCUGUAAAUGAUCCCAAGAUAGAGUCUUGCACUGAAAAAGGUCGUCAUCUGGUUGUGGUGCUUGAGAAGGGGUGUUCAUUUCUUUUCUACAUUUAUAAUUUUCAAAAAUUGCGUAGCCUCUUAAUCAAGUCAUAUAAUAAAAAUAGUUCAAUUGGUGGAGCUUUGCCUAGGUUGUUUGAUGAAUUGAUAUGUUUAAGGAGUUUGGAUUUGAGUUGGUGUUUGAUUAAAGAAAUACCAAAAGAGAUUGGAAAAUUAAUAUGCUUGAGGUACCUAAAGCUUAGUAAUAACCAUCAUUUGCGAGAAUUGCCUGAAACUUUGUGUGAUUUAUAUAAUCUACAAACGCUAGACCUCACAAGGUGUAGAAGUCUAAGAACACUGCCUUCUGGAAUUGGAAAGCUUCUGAAUUUGAGGCACCUUGAUAAUUGGGAGACUUUUAGAUUGAGAGUCAUGCCUAAAGGAUUGGAAAGAUUAACGUGCCUUCGGACGUUAAAGGAGUUAGUUGUGGGCGACGGCUGCAAUGACUCUGGAACAUUUACCAUUGGAGAUUUGGCGAACUUGAGUUGCCUUCAAGGGGAUCUAAACAUAAGAGGAUUAGGAAAUGCAACAGAUUUGACUGAGGCUAGGAAAGCAAAACUUCGUAAUAAGAAUGACCUCAUUGGUUUAACACUAAAUUUUGAUUUCAGUACUGGCAGAAUUGGUGGUGAAGACAUUAUUCUUGAAGCCUUACAACCACCUCCUUACAUAGAAAGAUUAGAGAUACGGUGCUUCAAUGGGCCCCUCCUGUUCCCUAGUUGGCUGCAGUCAUCAACAUUGGCCCAGCUGAGGCGUAUUACACUUAGUAAUUGCAGAAACUGGGAGUAUUUGCCUCCCUUGGGAAAACUGCCCUCCUUAGAAUCACUUGAAAUGUUAAACAUGAAAAGAGUGAAGACAGUGGGAGUUGAAUUUUUGGGAGUAACAAGAGAAGAGGGGCAAGCAUCCUCUCCUACAUCCUCUCUUGCGUCUUCUUUAUCUAUGAUUGCCUUCCCCAAUUUGACCUCUCUUCGUUUCACAAAUAUGGGAGAGUGGAAAGACUGGAUUAGUUGUGAAAUCGCAUCUACAAGAGGAGCAGAAGUAGAUAUUGCCGUCAUGCCACGUCUUCAUUCCUUAGACAUUCAGAGAUGCCCGAUGUUAAAGACUUUGCCAGACCACCUUCUUCGAUUGACAAGCCUAAAGGAGCUGAGCAUUGCUUGGUGUCCUAUUCUUUCAGAAUAUUGCAGAAAGGAGUGGCCUAGCAUCUCUCACAUUCACGACAUCAGAGUUGACGGUGUUUAUGUGCAAAGAAAUGGCCAUUGAACUUCUUUUCUGGGUUCAGGAUACAUUGCAUGUUUCAACUAUUGAACGGGAAGAAGAUACUGAAACUGUGAUGCCAAAGCAUUCAACCUGUUGAUUCUCCUUGGAUUAAUUCCACUUUUAUGGACUGUAACUUUUAAGUUUGUUCCAGUACAGAAAUCUCAGAGUUUUUUUUUUUUCUCUUCUUCUUCUUCUUCUUCUUUACCUUGGGUUGUUUUUACAUAGUUGCUCUUUGGUUGUUGGGAAAGACCAAGAAAAUCAGAUUUUGUUAGUUGCUAAAAUUAAUAUAAUAAUGUUUUACACUCAUUCUUAACGGGGAAAACGUAUGGGAUUGAGGUGGACAAGUACCAAGAUUGGCAGAAAAACGUGCAUCUCAACCUUGUCUAUUUGAUCCUAUUUUUUAUGUCAUCGGAAUAUGAAAGGAGAUUAUGUUUUCAUGAUAUUGCUUUAGUUAACUUU
Theobroma cacao (cacao) is the source of this 3714-nucleotide messenger RNA. RefSeq names its product putative disease resistance protein RGA1. Lineage: Eukaryota; Viridiplantae; Streptophyta; Magnoliopsida; Malvales; Malvaceae. The record is from RefSeq and is a predicted model, not a curated record. Gene Ontology annotation, molecular function: ADP binding.